This is a messenger RNA of Thrips palmi, 1770 nucleotides long. Its product is annotated as transmembrane protease serine 12-like. The transcript has 6 exons. Bases 1 to 1116 code for a protein of 371 amino acids. Gene Ontology annotation, biological process: proteolysis. NCBI's taxonomy places the organism in Eukaryota, Metazoa, Arthropoda, Insecta, Thysanoptera, Thripidae. Gene Ontology annotation, molecular function: serine-type endopeptidase activity. The record is from RefSeq and is a predicted model, not a curated record.
AUGCUCGUCCGGAGCCUGCUGCUGUGCCUGUGCCUGCCCGCCGGCCUCCACGCCAGCACCGCCAGCACGCCGAGACCGUCCACCGCCAGCUCGCCGAGGCCCCCUGUCGCCGAGAAACGUCCCCGCAGCAACGCCGGCGCCGCCGCGCGGCUCCACGACCCAGACGCCGAGUGCGGGCUGAGUCUGCUGUCGCGGCGCCGGCCGCGGUCGCUGUGGCCGCCCUCGGCGUGGACGCAGUCGCAGGGCUCCCAGGGCCGCAUCGUCAACGGCAAGGAGAGCCGGCAGGGGGCCUGGCCCUGGCAGGCGUCCCUGCAGGUGCUCCACCCCCGACUGGGGCUCAUCGGCCACUGGUGCGGCGGCGUGCUGGUCCGCGACCGCUGGGUCGUCACGGCGGCGCACUGCAUCCACAAUGACGUCUUCAGCUUGCCCAUCCCCGCCCUGUGGACGGCCGUCCUGGGCGACUGGGACCGCGAGGUGGAGGAGCACACCGAGGUGCGCGUGCCCGUGGAGCGCAUCGUGGUGCACACCAAGUUCCACUCGUACAACAACGACAUCGCGUUGCUGAAGCUGUCCCGGCGAGUGCGUGUGUCCGGCGAGGCGCGCGUGCGGCCCCUCUGCCUGCCGCCCGCGCCCUACGACGCGUCCAGCGCGCCGCCCGCGCCGCCCGCGCCCGGCGAGAGCGCGCCGCUGUGCAUGGCCACGGGCUGGGGCCGGCAGUCGGCCUCGGGGGACGAGACGUCCACGCUGCUGCAGGCCGCCGUGCCGCUGCACAACAACACGCUGUGCGCCAAGCGCUACGGCGGCGGCGUGCGCAUCGGCCAGGGCCACCUGUGCGCCGGACACCUGGACGGCUCCACCGGCACCUGCGUGGGCGACUCCGGCGGCCCACUGCAGUGCCUGGGUAACGACGGCCGCUGGUUCCUGGCCGGCAUCACCUCGUUCGGGUCGGGCUGCGCGCGCCCGGGCUUCCCCGACGUGUACACCAGGACGGCGCACUACCAGGCCUGGAUCCGGGACACGCUGGACAGCGACAAGGACGACGACCAGGAGGAGGAGGAAGAGGAGGAGGGUGUGGACGAGGAGGAGGACGAGGACCAGGACCUCGCGGACUAUUAGCGCGGGGCCCGAGCCGAGGGGAUCGUAUUCCCGGCGAAGCAGUGGCACGCCGUCGCACGGGGCUGGCUGUCUGGCUGCCCCGCUUGUUUGCCACCACCUGUGGAGGCCUCUAUGGGCGUGGCGGAUGGCGGCACCGCGGCGCACCGCGUUCUGUUCGGUAAUGCUCGGCGUGACAAGGACUGAUGGCGGCCUGUGGCGGCCCUGCCUCGCCCUGCGGGUUUCAAUCUGAGCGGCAGCGCCUCUGCGACGCAAGCGACGCCACCCCCUCCAGCGCCACGCCGCCGUGCCGCAUCGGGAAUUCAUCAGGUGCACGGAAGCCGGAGCCAAGACAGGCCUUUUGCCGCAGGCAACUCGCUGCGUGGGUCCUGGGGCGUCCUGGGGCGCACACGCGCACACUCCUGAAAAAGUAAGUCAUAUCGACCGAAUCCGCGAGUUUGACUGAUUCGCGCUCAUUAUGAGUCGAUUUCGAGGUUCUCUGGAAACUGGAGUCGAUUAAAAGUUAUUUACUUUUUGACAGUGCGCAGCCCCGGGGAAGUCUAUUUUUCUGUUUUGUCCAAGAGGGACGAAAUUCUACUUGUGAUACUUCUUUAUUUAUUGUUUAGCUGUUUACGUGUUGCUUAAAUUAUUAAUAAAACUUGUUUAUUUUUGUGUCGA